Molecule: messenger RNA, 2538 nt
Organism: Pecten maximus
Lineage: Eukaryota; Metazoa; Mollusca; Bivalvia; Pectinida; Pectinidae
Product: phenazine biosynthesis-like domain-containing protein
Exons: 9
Coding region: 65-1021 (318 amino acids)
Biological process (GO): biosynthetic process
Cellular component (GO): cytoplasm
Molecular function (GO): isomerase activity
Source: RefSeq, a predicted model, not a curated record
CACCGAUGGCUGGGUCGGAAACUGCCUUUUAUCAUAGAGUGCCUUGCAUGAAUAAGAAAGGAAAAUGUCAUCGUUAAAGCCAUCUGUACCUCUAUACAUUGUGGAUGCAUUCACAGACAGACCAUUUCAUGGCAAUCCUGCUGCCAUAUGUCUGCUGAAACAGUCGUUGUCUGAGGACGAUAUGCAGAAAAUAGCUGCCGAAAUGAAUUUAUCAGAAACGGCUUACAUUCAGGGAGUUGACGGUGGCGAUUGUGACUUUGAACAUGGAGACAGGUUUGGUUUGAGAUGGUUCACGCCGACCAAUGAGGUGCCUUUAUGCGGUCACGCUACCAUGGCUUCUGCAGCCGUCAUAUUUUUUGUCUGUGACAAUCCGUCGCCUAAGGUAACGUUCCAGACUCUCAGUGGUGACCUGGUAGUCCAGAGACAGGGACGUGGGAUCACCAUGAAUUUCCCUCUCAACACUCCACAACUGGAGAAUUUUGAAAGUGUCGAAAAGUUAUUAAAUUUGGUUAUCAAGAAGGAACUGAUCGACAGCGUACAUUAUUCCAGUGACACAAAGAAACUGUUAGUGAGACUCAACGACACUUGUUCAAGAGAUGACCUGGAGAGCAUCCGGCCAGACAUUACGAAUUUUCAAAAUGUGGAAUCUUCAGGACGAAUUCGAGGUGUCAUAGUGACUGUGAAAGGUGAUAACGGAAAGGCGGACAAACAACAAAAUACAUACGACUUUCUGUCCAGAUAUUUUGCUCCGUGGAACGGAAUACGGGAAGACCCGGUCACAGGGUCCGCCCACACUGUACUGGCCGGCUAUUGGUCGGGGGUUUUAGAGAAGAAGACAAUGCACGCCCGUCAAUGUUCAGCACGAGGCGGUGACGUCACUGUUCAUAUCCGGGACGAUGGGAGAGUGGACCUAACAGGAGAGGCAGCAGUCGUGCUCCGAGGGUUCUCUGACGAUCUAAGAGUUUUCUGCUGGUUACGGAUAAUAAAAAAGUAUCUGUGGUCUGAGGGGAUCAUUGAAUGAUAAAAUUAAUGUUUAGCUGGUUCACUGGGUAAAUGUUUUGGUCACGAUGAGUGACCUAAUGUACUCCCUGUAGGGAUACCAUCAGCCCCUAGAAUAUGUCAUGGUAAAACAAAGGCACAGACUCGCCAUUUGAUCGGUACCAUGCCAAAAACUGAGCAAUCACUAAGCUGGUGACAACAUAUCCCAGAUUCCUGUACACCAGGAUAUCCAAAGAAUCGUCCUUAGGUAGCAGUGACUGCGCCUUCGAUUAGGCCUUGGCAUAUUCCAGAGGGUGCAGAAAGAAAAAGUGAGCAAAACUUCUCGAGUAUCAAGGAUGACUAAUUUCUUAUGAAAAUGACAAAAUCGUUGUUUUUGAACACAUGCAUCGGGUAUAGAGGCAUCACCAACCAUCUCCGACAUGGAAUCGGGAUUUGCCAAUUCAGCAUCACUAACCACUUAACAAAAUUCCUAGGGGAUACUAUUGGCUACGUCCCCUUAGCAGUUAACGACUGCUCAAGACUAGACUUCUGGAAGGCAAGUUUACCUGUACAAAUGAGUUUUCAAAUAUCCUUAGCUGCAUCAUUUUUGAGUUGUUUUUUGUUGUUGUUUUUCCACAUUUAUAUUUUUAAAUGUUACACAAAUGUUAUAAAGUUCCUGUACUUUAUUGUCAGGGGCAUACAUUCUGAGAUUUGUAUAUAAUAAUACUUUUAUUUAACAUUGAAGGAAUCAAAAUAAUCGUUAACAGAUUAGUAAGACUAUUACGGGUGUUCAGUUGAAAUUUUAACUAAAAUGGCACAACUUAUUAAUUUUCACUUCAAAAUAAAUCUUUUAUAUUUUUUACGAAGUAAUGUAAGAAUUGAUUAUCAGAGGCAUACAUUUUUUAAUUAUUUUAAAAACGCUAUAUCAGGUUUUUCCUUAAUACCACUAUGAUCUGUAUAAGAAAAGUGUUCACCUUGAGCGAGAACCCGCGGUAUAUCUCCAAUGGCUGCAUACGCGAAUCUUGUAUUUUGUCAUAAGAAGGCCAAAGAGUAUUCAGUGAUAUGUGGUGUGUUCACAGUAAUUAUGUUGAAAGAUGUAUACACAAAUAUUAUUAAAAAUGUCUAUAAGUAUUGACGAUACACUUUAUUGUUGUUACACUAGUUUUUCAUUAACAUUCCAUGUUGAGUGUUGAGAAGAAAGGAUUCAGAAUAAUGUCUACUUCCGAGUCUUGUGUAUUAUAUGGCCUUUGUACAUUUUGUAUAUAUGUAUAAUAUGGCCUUUGUACAUUUUGUAUAUAAUUAUGUAUAAUAUGACGUUUGUACAUUUUGUAUAUAUGUAUAUGCAUAAUAUUCAAGAUAUUACUAACUUUUUAUUAGUAUUACUUUUUUUUUUAAUUAUAUGAGAAAAAUGUCUUUCGGGUAAUUAUUUUCACUAAAGGUAUAUUGAUUUACAGUGGUGUGUAGAGAACGAUCAUUUGUUUGACCAAUAAUUAUGAAUGAGUGUUGUUAGCAGUAAUGAUCAGUGCUGACUAACACUAAAUAAAAUAUAUAUUUUUUACA